CGAGGGGCUGAAGGCGAAGCUGAGGGAGGAGAUUCUGAAAGAAUAGGCGACCGUUCUGAAAGAGAAGGAUCCCCUGCUGGCAUCUUCUAAGGAGUGGUUGAGGAAAACUGAAGAAGACGCAGAGAAGCUGCGGAAGGAAGUGAACGACACGAUCGUUCGAGAUCGUUCGAGAAAAUGCCCUGCAAGAGGAGCUGGCCAAGGUUAGGACAGAGAAGGCUAAGAUGGAGGACGCUAUCGAGACUGAUCUGCUCAAGGCUGCCGACGCGGCGAGAGCGGCGUUGUCCGAUGAGUACAAGGUCACUGACGAGGCGAAGUACAAUAAACUGCUGAGAGACACCGUGGAAGCCAUUCGUCGCUGGUUCCGCCGCGAGCGUCCCGAGGUUGUGUGGGACCCUAACACGAUAUGGGACGCGGUUGAGUACUGGAGUGAUGAUGACAUCAACUCUGAGCAUGUUGCUAUUCCGACCGCCGCUGCUCCAUAAACCAGUCUUCCAGGGGAAACCGCAGAAGGUGAAGAGCAUAUCAGCACGAUUAAGGAGGCACUGUUUGAUGAGCUUGUUAAUUUGCUUCCUUUUUUGAUUUUGUUUUGUAAGCCUUGAAAAAAUUAAAUAUGCCUUAAGGCA
Molecule: messenger RNA, 623 nt
Organism: Linum trigynum
Lineage: Eukaryota; Viridiplantae; Streptophyta; Magnoliopsida; Malpighiales; Linaceae
Source: the annotation of a GenBank genome assembly